AUGGUCGCCAAAGGGCAGGGGGAUGGCACCGUGAGUGCAUGGGUGGAAUACAAAAAUGCACAGGGUCGGGUGUACUGGUACCAUCCAGGUGAACGAAAAAGUGUGUGGGAUAAGCCUAACGAGCUAAAGAGUGCGCGAGAACGCGCGAUGGACACGACGCCGUGGCGUGAAUACAAGUCUGGAGAUCGCAGUUACUAUGUCAACAAAGAGACGAAGGAGUCGACAUGGAAGAUACCCGCUGAUCUGCAGGCUUUUCUGGAUACGAUACCUGACGAGCCAGCGCCUGCGACGGCGGCGCGCCCGUCCAAGAGCAUGUCGCCGGCACUGAGUCCGGCCACGCCACCGAGGGGAGCUACGCCCACGCAUGAAGCCGUGGGUACCGCAGCACUGCGUCAGCAGACAUCCUCUGUGACACGCCAUGCUACGCCUGUGUACGCGACGCAGGAAGAGGCUGAGGCCGCUUUCCAAUCGCUCUUGCAGCGUAAAAACGUGAAUGCAUCGUCCACGUGGGAGCAGACGCUUCGUGAGAUUAUCACGGAACCCUUGUACAAAGCACUUCGGACCCUGGCCGAGAGGAAAGCCGUAUUUCACAGGUAUGUGGACGAACUAAAAGCACAACAAGCUGCGCGUCGCGAACAAAAAAGCGCGGAACUGCGCCCCAAAAUGCUGCGUGCUGUACCGGAUCUGAAGCCAUACGCCAGCUACGCUACCUUUAAAAAGAAACUCGGAACGCAUCCUCUGUGGUCCGAACUCGAAGACGAAGAGCAGGCCGUGUCCAUCUUUGAGGCCAUCCGACAAGACUUUCGCGAAAAAGAAGCGGCACGGCAAAAGGCGCGGGGCGAGCAGAGGCGCGCCCAGUUUCUUGCGCUGCUUCAAAAGAUCGAGAUACGCCCCACCACGCGUUGGAAAGACGUUCAGCCCCAGGUUCCUGUGGCUGACAUGCCACUGACGGAGCAACUACGCGUCUUUGAAGACCACAUGGCACGCGUAGAAGCUGAUGAGCGCGAACAGCAGCAAGGUCAUGGGCAUUCGAGGCAGGACCGCAAGGCCCGUGAUGCUUUCCGCUCCCUGCUCGAGGAACGAAUCAAAGAGGGCACUCUGCAUGCUCGGUCGACGUGGGCGUCUUUUUUCCCCAUGAUUCGCGAAGACGAGCGGCUGUUGAAUAUGACGCGCAUCUCAUCAGGAUCCAGUGCCCAGGACCUCUUUUACGAUGCGCUUGAUGCGCUGGAACGCGAAUUUGCCGGAUACAUGCGCUCAGUGCAGACAUCGAUGCGGGAGCACCAAACGCUGGCCCGAGAAGCCGCGGAUUGGGACGCAUGGAAAGAAACAGUCCAGGAGAGUGACAUGAUUCGGGCUCUGCCCGAGCACACCCUCCGUGCCCUAUUCGACGAGUGCGUGUACCAGUCGGAACGCGACACGCGUGACAUGCGACGCCGCACCGAACGCCGACUUCGGCACUACGCGGACGACUUGCGGUACGCCUUCAGGCACGUGGAGCCUCCGUUGGAUAUCCAUGCCUCUUUCGAAGAAGUACUGCCUCGCAUUCGCAUGCUGCCGGAAUACAUGGCGCUGGAGCGUGCAGGCGAUGACGAAACGACCACGACGGCACGGGCUGCUUGGGACCGCUACGUGCGUCGGCAAACGGAGAAGCUAGCGGAUGCGAUGUAUGCACCAGGCCGCUCGCGCACGGACUAUACGGAUUUGGACGACGCGGGCGAAGAACGCAAGCGCAAAGAGCCCCCUGAGUUCCCCGACCCUCGAGCCGUGCGCCGGCGCACCGAGUAUGAAACGUAG
Molecule: messenger RNA, 1794 nt
Organism: Malassezia restricta
Lineage: Eukaryota; Fungi; Basidiomycota; Malasseziomycetes; Malasseziales; Malasseziaceae
Product: pre-mRNA-processing factor 40
Exons: 2
Coding region: 1-1794 (597 amino acids)
Biological process (GO): mRNA cis splicing, via spliceosome
Cellular component (GO): U2-type prespliceosome; U1 snRNP
Molecular function (GO): protein binding; RNA binding
Source: RefSeq, a predicted model, not a curated record